AAACGAGGCAUAGAAAUAUGGCCAAAGAAAACAUACAGAUUAAGACGCUGUUGAUUUUUCAUCGGGAAGGUAUGAAUAUUGAUGUGAUAUUUACUUUGGAAAAGAUGAUAGCGAAAACUUUUUCGAUUGUUACUAUAAGCAACAUGUAGAUAUUAAUUGAGCAAAACGCACCAUCACCUUGUGGAAUCUUUCAGUCAGAAUCAGAUGUUGCGUAGCUAUUGUUGCGCAGUUUGAUGGAAUAGGCUAUUUGUUGAGAAAUUAUUUAUUUGCGUCAUUAUUGUUCACUCGCAAUUCUAAUUGCACUUUUUUGUUGUUGUUGUUGUUGUUACUGUGUUUUCUUUCAAAUCAGGAAACAUUGCACAAUAUACAUUGAGCACCUUUCUGAUAUUAAACUGAUGCGCAUAGAGGAGGAAAAAAGAGAGUGUGUGUGACAGUGAGAGAGAGAGAGAGAGAGAGAGAGAGAGAGAGAGAGAGAGAGAGAGAGAGAGAGAGAGAGAGAGAGAGAGAGAGGUUAGUUUAGACCAGGUGAUAGAGCCACAACAAACCUCCAAGGGGCAGGUGGUUAGGAUCAUUUUGCCCAGGAUUCUUGUUCCGAUCAUGGUGCCAGCAGCCUGUCCCGGACCCUUUGCCAUGCUGGCUCUCGCCUUUCUCCUGGGAUGUGGCAUAGGGCUCUGUCUGGGCCAAAAUGACACGGAGCCCAUCGUUCUGGAAGGGAAGUGUCUGGUGGUGUGUGACUCCAACCCCUCUUCUGACGGCGGAGUCACCUCUUCGCUUGGGAUAUCUGUCCGCUCCGGCAGCGCCAAAGUGGCUUUCUCGGCCGUCAGAGGGACAAACCACGAACCUUCAGAGAUGAGCAAUACAUCCAUGACCAUCUAUUUUGACCAGGUCUUAGUAAACAUUGGCAAUCAUUUCGACCUAAAAGCGAGUGUGUUCACUGCACCACGAAGAGGAAUAUACAGUUUCAGCUUUCAUGUGGUCAAGGUCUACAACAGACAAACCAUACAGGUUAACCUUAUCCAGAAUGAAUACCCGGUCAUAUCUGCUUUUGCUGGAGAUCAGGAUGUCACGCGGGAGGCAGCGAGUAACGGAGUGUUACUGAUGGUGGAGCGCGAGGAUCGAGUCUAUCUCAAGCUAGAAAGAGGGAAUCUAAUGGGCGGAUGGAAAUACUCCACGUUCUCUGGAUUUUUAGUCUUUCCUCUAUAACUGACUCUCAAACGUGUUUACGCGAGUGACAUUUUCAAAAGACCGAGGAAGAACACGUAUCAGUUCUUUUUAACAAAACUGUUUGCGAUGCAGACAAAUAGCGCGCACGUAAAAAUAUAUAUAGCAAAACUGAAUAUGGACGCGUCCGCAAGGAGUUCCAGCCUUUUUUGGCCAUAGCGAUUCUGAGAGUAAACCGGUCGCGUUUGUUCAUGGAUUUUAUCCACAGGACACAAUUCGCAACUGGACCACUAUAUAAAUGAGAAGAUAUUUAUGAGGAAGAACUUCAAUCCCGAACUAGAUGUAUUUAUCAGUGCUUUAUUUUGUGUUUGUAUAGCCUUAAUGAUUCGGCUUCCGUCCAGUGAGGUGUGUGGUGGACCUGCGAAAGUGCUUUUUGGCCCCAAAGCAUUUUUGCACGAAUGGAAGAUCCUGUUUUGUGCUGUCAAUGAUGUGUAGUUUGGAUGAUGGGGGGGGGGGAAUCAUAUAUCACCCAAUGGAGACGUCUUAAAACUUUUGCUGGACAUCUAAUUUAUUAAAUACGUAUUUACAUUAUGGUGUGUUCUACAUUCCGGAUAUAAGUAGCUUUGAUUGAUUUAGUGUUCAGUGACAAUGCUCACAGAUGUAAGUUGUGGAAAAAGAAAAGUCCCUAUAUAAUGUCCCGCCUAAUAAAAUAUUGUA
Molecule: messenger RNA, 1878 nt
Organism: Myxocyprinus asiaticus (Chinese sucker)
Lineage: Eukaryota; Metazoa; Chordata; Actinopteri; Cypriniformes; Catostomidae
Gene: cbln2b
Product: cerebellin 2b precursor
Exons: 3
Coding region: 598-1203 (201 amino acids)
Molecular function (GO): protein binding
Source: RefSeq, a predicted model, not a curated record